AUGAAGAAGAUUGAAGAGGAAAUGAUUGGGUUGGGACCAGAUCAUGCUGCACUUCUGGAGCAGUUGCAUGCUACUAGGGCGACUGCGAAAGAGAGGCAGAAGAACUUGGAAAAAAGCAUUAGGGAAGAGGCUCGACGGCUGAAAGAUGAGACUGGUGAAGAUGGUGUCCGAGAACGCAGGGGGUUUGCUGAUAGAGAUGCUGAUGGUGCUUGGUUGAAAGGGCAGGGGCAAAUACUUGAUCUUGACAGCCUUGCAUUUCACCAAGGUGGUUUGCUAAUGGCAAAUAGGAAGUGUGAGCUGCCACUGGGAUCUUAUAGAAAUCACAAGAAAGGUUACGAAGAAGUUCAUGUACCUGCUUUGAAGCCAAAGCCAUUGGCUGCGGGUGAAAAACUUGUAAAGAUAUCUGAAAUGCCGGACUGGGCACAAGCAGCUUUUGAAGGGAUGAGAGAGUUGAACAGGGUCCAAAGAAAAGUUUAUGAAACUGCUGCACUUCAGUGCAGAAAAUGUCUUAUUAUGUGCACCUACUGGGUCAGGAAAGACCAAUGUUGCCAUGCUCACCAUACUUCAGCAGCUUGCAUUGAAUAUGAAUGA
Molecule: messenger RNA, 591 nt
Organism: Fraxinus pennsylvanica
Lineage: Eukaryota; Viridiplantae; Streptophyta; Magnoliopsida; Lamiales; Oleaceae
Source: the annotation of a GenBank genome assembly